Pangasianodon hypophthalmus (striped catfish) is the source of this 1912-nucleotide messenger RNA. It is a transcript of the gene kynu, whose product is annotated as kynureninase. Lineage: Eukaryota; Metazoa; Chordata; Actinopteri; Siluriformes; Pangasiidae. Gene Ontology annotation, cellular component: cytoplasm. The coding region runs from base 126 to 1523 and encodes 465 amino acids. The transcript is spliced from 14 exons. Gene Ontology annotation, biological process: NAD+ biosynthetic process. Gene Ontology annotation, molecular function: kynureninase activity; pyridoxal phosphate binding. The record is from RefSeq and is a predicted model, not a curated record.
CCUGAUUGUCAAUCAUUAGCUUGUCUCUUAUGAUAUUUACACGCAGGGUGAAAGGUUAUGUUCAAAAGCAUGCCAUCCAGUCUUUGUAGCUUUCAAACCGAUCAUUUUCUUCAUUAAGGUUAUCCAUGGAUCCUUUGGAAGCGGGCUCCCCACAGAAAGUUAUUGAGAGGGUGGCCAAGCAGCUGGGCUGCAGCACUACUUCACGUUAUGUGGCUGAAUACUUUGACCAACAUGACAAGCUGCGGGAUUUGCGUCAGGAAUUCCUGGUUCCGAAAGUAGCUGAUCUUACUCCAUCUGAUCUAACACUUGUGGAUGGCUCAGAGGAUUGCAUUUACUUUGUAGGCAACUCUCUAGGACUACAACCAAAAAAUACCAAAAAGUACAUUGACGAGGAGUUGGAGAAAUGGGCCAAAAUAGGAGCCCAUGGACAUGUGAUGGGGUCACGUCCUUGGGCCUGGGCUGAGAACAAUCUGGAGGCUCUCAUGGCAAAGGUUGUGGGUGCUAAACCAGAGGAAGUGGCCUUAUUGAAUGGCUUGACUGUCAAUCUGCACCUCCUGAUGCUUGCAUUUUACAAUCCCACUGCAAAACGCCACAAAAUCGUUCUGGAGGAAAAGGCCUUUCCUUCUGACCAUUAUGCUGUGGAAUCUCAGAUACGUUUAAGAGGAUUUGACCCUAGUGAGAGCAUGGUUCUCCUCAAACCCAGAGCGGGCGAGGACACCCUGAGGACGGAGGACAUCGUGUCCACAAUCAAGCGAGAGGGAGACUCUGUUGCUGUGGUGAUGCUCGGUGGAGUCCAGUACUACACGGGCCAGCUGUUCAAUAUGGAGGUCAUCACCAAAGCAGGCCAGGCCCAGGGCUGCUAUGUAGGCUUCGACUGUGCACAUGCAGCGGGUAAUGCAGAGCUGCGACUGCAUGACUGGGGCGUCGACUUCGCCUGCUGGUGCACUUACAAAUAUAUGAACUCUGGGGCAGGUGGUUUGGCCGGAGCGUACAUACAUGAGAAACAUGCGAACACAGUCAAACCUGCGCUUCUUGGUUGGUGGGGACACAAGUUGGACACUAGAUUCCAGAUGACCAAUGUGAUGAGCCUGCAGCCUGGAAUAAGUGGAUUCAGACUCUCAAAUCAACCCAUUUUACUGGUGUGUCCCCUACAAGCCAGUCUAGAGAUCUUUAACAAAACCACCAUGAGGGAUCUGAGGAAGAAGUCCAUCCUGCUGACUGGUUAUUUGGAACACCUGCUGACGCACUACUACAGCGAGGACAAAUCUGAGCCACGGAAACCUCAUGUCCGUAUCAUUACACCCAGUAACCCGGCAGAGAGAGGCUGCCAGCUCUCGCUCUCCUUCUCGGUUCCCAUCAGAGCUGUCUUUCAAGAGCUUGAGAAGAGAGGAGUCACAUGUGACAUGAGGGAACCAAAUGUACUGCGUGUAGCUCCUGUUCCUCUCUACAACUCCUUCACUGAGGUCCAUCGCUUCAUCACGGUGCUCGGAGCAGCUCUGGAAGCCAGCAAACAACACAACUGAUCUCUUAAACAAGCCGAUGAUGCAUUCAAGGGAUAUUUCUACAACUGGAAAUACCUGAAAACUAGUUGGAGACCAUUUUAAAUGUGGAAGUGAGAUUGUGAUGACUCACAGACACAAGCUUAUAUUUGUUUUGGCCUUGAGAUAUGACCUUGAUAAGACCUUGAGUUGAGUCUUUCAGUAUGGUGUACAGGUCAUAUUUGAUAUUUUCAUCUGAUCUGUAAUCAAAAGGGUGCGAUUUGUGAGGUACUUGAACCCCAGAGAAUUAGUAUUAACUCAGAUGGUCCUCAGAGAAAUGUCUGUACAUUGUACAGUGAAAAAAUGAUUAUACAAUAUGUUCAUAUUAUCCAUAAUGUAAGUAGUACAAUCAAACAAUAAAAGCACAUAUAUGA